Molecule: messenger RNA, 2112 nt
Organism: Leptopilina heterotoma
Lineage: Eukaryota; Metazoa; Arthropoda; Insecta; Hymenoptera; Figitidae
Product: leucine-rich repeat-containing G-protein coupled receptor 4-like
Exons: 3
Coding region: 142-2112 (656 amino acids)
Molecular function (GO): protein binding
Source: RefSeq, a predicted model, not a curated record
AGCUGGACCAAUUUUUAAUACCCUGCUUUAUAUUCCAAAUCUUCUAAUCAUCAUAAGACGUAAUUUUCCAUUUUGCAUUAAAGAGAACAAUAAUAACAGUUAAAGAAUUGGUUUUUCAAGUGUUUUCAAGCAGAAAAGAAAAUGGUUCACUUAAAGUUAUUUGGAGCUGUGAUUACUUUCUUGUGCUUCUUCAAAAUUGGAUCUAAUCAUCCAACAUAUUUAUCAAGUGAUUAUAAAGAGCUUCUAGAUAAGCUGGAAUUCGAUUCAUUUCAUAUGAAAAAGGAUUUUAGAAAAGAAAGUAAAUUAUUUAAGGAGUCACUAACAAUGAGUGGUUGCAAACAGCGACAUCCGGAAAGUGCUUUUUUGGACAUUUCACAACAAGAAAAUUUUCUCAAUGUUACCUUGAAUCCUAACAUCAAAUGUUUGGAAUUUGAAUCCAAUGAUCCAGGAAUAUCAAAUACGACGUUCUCCAACCUUUUGGAUCUUGACUACUUGAACCUAACAAGAAAACAGGCAUUACAAGAUUUGAACAAUUUUUCACAUUUGAAUAUCAAAUAUCUUGUUUUGGACAACAUGGAUGACACACUUUAUUAUAAAGAUUAUAAGUACGCCAACUGGAACGAAAAAGUGAUUCAAGAUUGGAGUAAAUUUAAUACGAGUCUGGAUGAAAAUUUAUGGGAAUCAUUUAAGAAGAGUGAGACAUAUCGCAAGAAGUACGAAGCUGGAAUAUCUGGAACAUCUGGAACAUCUGAGAACAACAGCAUUGACAACAUCAUUAAUCUUCAAUUACCAAAUUUGAGGAUUCUUUGUUUGCAUCGUGUUAUUUUUAACCAGAAUAACACAAAUUUGGUUAUUAAUACAACAUCGACGAAUUUAACACACUUGUUUUUGCUAAGGACCGACAAUAUUAUUGAUUUUAAUCAUCAUUUUGUCAAUUUAAAAAAUCUCACUUACUUAAUCUUAUUCAAUGCUAAUCUCACUUCCUAUAAAUCUUCACCAAAUCAUAAAUCAAUUAUUACUUUGAAUCUUUCUGACAAUUUCUUUUUAGGACUACAUAACGAUUCCUUAGAUUUUCAACAUCAUCCAAAUUUAGAAAAUUUAGUAAUUUCUUAUUGCCACAUUUAUAGAUUUCCCAAAAAUACACUAAAAUUCAAUAAAAAAUUACGUUAUUUAUAUUUGGCACGGAAUUCUCUUAGUGUACUUUACAAUGACACAUUUAAAGCAAACAGUGCAUUGGAAGUGUUAAAUUUAAAUUGGAAUAAAUUUACAGAAGUUCCAAAUUUACAAAUAGAAAGUUUAGAAAAAUUGUACUUGGUGCAGGAAAUUGAACUUCUGGAAGAAGGUGAAUUUUUAGAAGGACUAAUAACAAUCAAAGGUUGUAAAGCACGACAUCCAGAAAGUAUUUUUCUGGAAUUUUCACAAGAAAAUAAAUUUUCAUCAGACAACAUUACUACUAAUUCUCAAGUCAAGUGUUUAUUACUGCAAACAAAUGAAAUCAAUGAAUCGUCAAAUUUAUCAUUCUCAAGUCUUCCAAAUCUGGAAUAUUUGGGUUUGAUACUAAUGAGGACAUUGGAAAAAGUGAAUAAUUGUUCCCAUCCGAAUAUUAAGUAUCUAUUUUUGAACGGUAUCGAAGACCUACUGCAUAAUUCGGAAUUGAAAAUUGAAGAGAGAUUGGAAAUUGAACAAAGAUCGAAUAUUGAAGAGAGUGAAAAAAUAAUUCAAGAUUGGAGUGAAUUUGAUUCGAGUUUGGACGAAAAUCAAUGGGAUUCGUUCAAGAAAAGUGAGACAUAUCGCAAGAAUUUGGAAAAAUUAUACAUGACUAAUAAUAUGAUAGCAGAAUUAAAGGAAGAUUCUUUCAGUGGUUUAGAUAAUUUACAAAUUUUAUUUUUGGAUAGCAAUGGAAUUCAAUAUGUACAUCGUAAAACAUUCGCUAGUCUUUCGAAUCUACAAGUACUUGAUAUUUCUUACAAUAAGUUAAAUAAAUUUGUUUAUCAAGUACCAUCAAAUCUCAAGUAUUUAAAUCUAGAAUCUAAUGGAGAUCUUUCUAAAAAUGAUGUUAUUGCUGAUUGGGGCAACCAAACAUUGAAAAAUAAUAUUAUUGUAGAUUUUUGA